Messenger RNA from Microplitis demolitor, 2026 nucleotides. Its product is annotated as ankyrin repeat and death domain-containing protein 1A. The coding region runs from base 274 to 1923 and encodes 549 amino acids. NCBI's taxonomy places the organism in Eukaryota, Metazoa, Arthropoda, Insecta, Hymenoptera, Braconidae. The transcript has 13 exons. Gene Ontology annotation, molecular function: protein binding. The record is from RefSeq and is a predicted model, not a curated record. Gene Ontology annotation, biological process: signal transduction.
UCACAAUUUAUAUGAAAGGAGCAAUCAAGAUAAAAAUAUGACGUGUACGUGUAUUUAAUGAAACAGCGAGAUAAAAAUAAAAAUUGUAAGGAGAAAAAAUAAAAUAAAAUAAAUGAAAUUAUCAUUAAUUAUUUUAUUCCAGUGCAUGAUUCUGUAUCACGUGUUUGGAAGCUGCGCCGGCGUAUAUCCAGAUCAGGGGAUGAAAUUCGCCUGUAGAACACAAGGGCCGACUUCUCGUUGUAGAUAAAUAAUGAAUUAAAUGAAUGAUGAACAAUGAGUGAUCUUAUAAGAUCAAGUGCUACAAAAAUGAAAAUUCCACCGCCAUUAAAUUUAAAUACAGAAGCUACUGAUGAUGAUACAUACAAUCAAAAAACUCGCAUAUUGAAAAAUGAUUUAUUAUUGCAUGAAGCAGUUAUCAAAAAUGAACCAGAGACUGUUAGAAAAGUACUUGAAGAAACAGUCGACGUUAAUUCGCGAAACAACUAUGGCAGAGCUCCGAUUCAUUGGGCAGCCUCACGAGGAAAUACGGAGAUAAUUGAGUUAUUGAUGAAAGCUAACUGUGACAUCGAAGCACAAGAUAAAUUCGGAAUGCGACCUUUACACAUGGCUGCUUGGUAUGGCCAUCUAGAUGCUGUCAAACUGCUCGUUGAUGCCGGUGCUAAUGUCGCCGCAGUUAAUAAGAAAAAGUAUACACUAUUGAUGUGCGGAGCGAGAGGAAAUAGUAGUAUAGUAAUAGACUAUUUGAUAAAAGUAAUGGAGUUUAUAAAUGUCGAAGCAACUGACAAUACUGGCGCAACGGCACUCCAUCAUGCUGCAAUUUCUGGACACCCGGAUGUAAUAAAAGCAUUGUCAAGGAUCCCGGAAAUUAAAUUGAAUGCCACAGAUAAAAAAGGCCAAAUUCCGCUACACUGUGCUUGCGCGGAAGGACACAUGGAGGCAGUUGAAAUUUUAAUUAACUUGGGAUCUAAUUUGAAUGAUCGUGACAACGAUGGUUACAGUCCAUUACACGUUGCUACGCGAAUGAGGGACACGGGAAUCGUUCAAAUACUUUUGAAUGCUAAUGCUAAUUGUAAUAUUGUUGACGACAAUGGAUUAACGUCAUUGCACAUGGCCGCUAGUCAAGGAUGUAAAGGAAUACUUGAAUCUAUUAUUGACUAUUGUCCUGAUAUUAUUAAUAAACAGUGCAAGAUUGGAAAUACGCCAUUGCAUUUAGCGUGUCAAAAUAAUCAAAUAGAUACUAUUGAAAUACUGUUGAAAAAAAACGCAGACAUAAAUUGUUUCAAUCUGAAACUACAAACUCCAAUACACAUCGCUGCGGAAAUGGGUCACACGGAUGUUUGCAAACUCCUACUGGCAGCUGGUGCAAAUAUCGAACAGAGAGAGAAAAGCGGGCGAACGCCACUUUAUAUUGCAGCAAGAGGUAGUUUUACCGCAAUCGUCGAUAUGAUUAUAAAAACCGCGAGACUGGGAUUCCCGGAUGCUGCAGUUAGUGAUGAAAACGGUGUAGUUAGAAAAAGAAUGAAUGACGAGCCACGUUGGAGUACAAUUAGCGUUAAUUGCGCAUCGGUAAUAACUGAUCACAUACGUUCUAUAUUGUGGAAAUUAGCUUAUAAACAUCUUGAAUCUGGUGAUUGGAAGAAACUUGCACUUCAUUGGUCAUUUACGCACGAACAAAUUCAAGCUAUUGAACAUCAAUAUAACGGUCCGUCGAGUUACAAAGAGCAUGGACAUCGAAUGCUCAUGAUUUGGACCUCGAAUCUGUCACCUGAUACUCAAAUACACGAACAACUAUAUCAAGCUCUUUGUGCUAUUGAUAAAAAAAAUACUGCAGAUUCGAUUCGAAAAAAAUAUGAAGAAGAUUAUCAACAAGAAAAUAAAAAAAAAUCUGGAAAUAAAGGUUGUCAUCAAUGUACGGUAACGUAAAUCCUUCCAGAGAGACUGAGUUUUAAACACGAAAAAAAUAUAUAAAUUUAAACUUCUUUUUCAACAAAACUACCAAUUUAAAAUAAUCCGCGUAAAAUAAAUG